AUGGGAAGCUCCGUUUUCUCUGUCCUCCUACCAUUGCUGCUCAGCCGAGCUUGGGCAUUGAACCAGGUCGGCGCAGGCAUCCAUUCCUUGCAGUUUUUUGCCACUGCUGUGACCCAGCCUAGUUCGAGGGAGCAUUCCUUCAUCUUUGUCGGCUUUGUGGACGACACACAGUUCCUGUGCUACAACAAUCAGGGGGAAAGUCAGAGAAUGGAGCCGCGCGCUCUGUGGGUAAAGAAUAUGGGGCCCGGAUAUUGGGAGCGGCAGACUAGGAUGGUCAAGGACAUUUCCAAGAAUUCCCUAGUGAACUUGCGGGAGGCCAUGAGUGUCUACAACCACAGCGAGGAUGGCACUCAUGUCUUUCAGUGUGUGUCUGGCUGUGACGUGGGGCCAGAUGGACUCUUCCUCCGUGGGCACGAGCAGCACGCAUACGACGGCCGCGACUACCUCGCUCUAAACAAGGACCUGCACUCCUGGACGGCAGGUGACACAGCAGCGCAGAUCACGCGGCGCAAGUGGGAGGAAGCUGGUGUCGCGGAGCAAAGGCGAACCUACCUGAAGGGCGAGUGUGUGGAGUCGCUCCGCACAUACCUGGAGAUAGGGAAGGAGACUCUGCUAGGAGCAGAUCCUCCAAAAGCACAUGUGACCCAUCACCCCAGCCCUGAAGGUGAUAACACCCUGAGGUGCUGGGCCCUGGGCUUCUACCCUUCUGACAUCACCCUGACCUGGCAGCGGGAUGGAGAAGACCUGACCCAGGACAUGGAGCUUGUGGAGACAAGACCUGGGGGUGAUGGAACCUUCCAGAAGUGGGCAGCUGUGGUGGUGCCUUCUGGGGAGGAGCAUAGAUACACAUGCUGUGUGGAGCAUGAGGGGCUAACUGAGCCUCUCCUUCUGAAAUGGGACCCUUCUAAGCACACCAUCCCCAUCAUGGGAAUCACUGCUGGCCUGGUUUUCCUUGGAGUUGCCUUCACUGGAGCUGUGGUUGCCAUAGCGAUGAGGAAGCAGAGAGGAUGUCGUGUUCUAACUCCUUCUAAAGCACAUUUGGAAAGAAGUGACAAAUACCUCACAUGGACAUGA
This is a messenger RNA of Rattus norvegicus (Norway rat), 1074 nucleotides long. It is a transcript of the gene RT1-M5, whose product is annotated as RT1 class Ib, locus M5. Bases 1 to 1074 code for a protein of 357 amino acids. Lineage: Eukaryota; Metazoa; Chordata; Mammalia; Rodentia; Muridae. The transcript has 6 exons. The record is from RefSeq and is marked validated. Gene Ontology annotation, cellular component: membrane; lumenal side of endoplasmic reticulum membrane; phagocytic vesicle membrane.